This is a messenger RNA of Prorocentrum cordatum, 582 nucleotides long. The record is from the annotation of a GenBank genome assembly. Lineage: Eukaryota; Dinophyceae; Prorocentrales; Prorocentraceae.
GGAGCUCGCCUGCGACGUUUGGCGCCCCACGUGGCAGCGGCGCCUCCCCGCCAGGCCGGCGCCGCCGCCGCUGCACUCCUCUGCGGAGCGGCGCGUCGUCGCGGCGCGCGCGCUCGUGCAAGCGCUCGAGGGGGCCUGCGGCUGGCUGCGGCUGAACGGCCACUUCCUGCGCCUUCACGACGGGGGCCUGCACAACCGGAAAGGCAGGGCCGUGGCGGUGGGGACCCUCCGCUUCCACGUGCGCGGCCUGCCCACGGCGAGGCGUGCCAAGUGGGUGAUGCCGCUCAUCCUGGCCAUCGUCCCCCUGCUGAAGGAUCGCGGUCAUGACGUGUUCAUCCAGACCAGGGAACUGUUCGCCACAAUGGAGGACGGCGCGCUCAUCAAGAUCGAACUGUGCGCGAGUCGGUUCGAAUGAGUCCCCGAGGAAUUGAACGCGGCGAUGUGGAGCAUUGCUGCCCUCCUCCUCUCACGCAAAGAAGGCUAUGUUGCAUCCACUUGCGCUGUUGCGCACAUUCACAGCCGCUCUCCGGGAUUUGGCUAGGGAUGUCUGCUUCGCCGCGUGGGUGUAGUGCUGAAUGGGUG